GCUGCCUCCGCGUCCUUCUUCGCCCCAUCCAAACCCACGGUGCUGCGCGCCACAUUAUCUAAUAUGGUACAUAUGGAAAGUAUUUUUCCAUCCUAAUAGCAAAAACGCACGUACAAGUACUGCGAUAUCUAUUCAUGCUUGUUUUCCAAUCAAAACAUAAAAGUAAGAUACUUUAGAACCACGCCUCCUAAUGUCUAAACUCCUCCCCCAACAGAUUGACACGCCCUCUCAACAUUCCCCCUAACGUUACUGAGACUCACUGUGAUACCGCCCUAUUAAGGGAUUCCACCUCCCGGGCCACGGCCCUCUCACAACACUCAUCUUCCCGCGUGCUCACACUCUUCGCCACGCCUCCUUUUUCCUCGCCACUUCUUCCCCGCCAUGCCCCCUACCAGCCAGCUCCGCCCUCUGCGCUCGCGUUCUGCGGAAGUAGCGCCAUGUUUCGUCGCCGAGCUUUUGCUUCUGCAGUGGGAGCGAGUGAAAUACUGGGACGCGAAGGAGGUGAAGCAGGUGACCUCGCUGUAUAGUGCCGCUGCCACCGAACAGGGAGGAACGGACGUGUCUUUACAACCGUUGUUCGGCCCUUUCGACGGCGGCUCCCCGUGGCUUAAUGUUUGCUUCGGCCGUGUGGGAUCUCCUCCGGGAGGUCCCGCUAGGGCUCACUGACUGAAGUGUGUGUACGGUACCGCCCGGGAAGACGACCACCUCUACGAGCACGAUGAUGAUCAUGAUGACGACGACGAUCAUGAAGAUGACGACGUUUCAGCGGCGCUGCAGUGGUUGAAUCUUGUUUUUCAUGUUCUGUUAUCAUAUUUUUCCCUCGUCUUUAAAAAAAAAAAAAAAACAUCCUUUCCCUGAGAACAUUUAAUUCCCCGAAACCCGGACCCUCCUGCUGAAGCUAUUUAUGAAGGCAGAUGAACUAGUGGUCAGGAGAAGUACCUACCGGGUGCAGCAAAAACACAGGCUGGCCAUAACUGUGUUCUCCACCCUUCCAAUGCCCUGAAAGAUUCAGAAAGACUGCUUUGGUGUUCAUGCAGUGCAAGUGUCUGGUGCAGAGGGCCCUUAAAUUGUAAACCUUUUGAAUAUGCAUUAAUUGGAAGCAGCAGCAGGAGGAGAACAAUGAGGAAAGGCAUGUUGAGAUCUCAGCAUCCUGUGCUAUUAUGCAAACUAAUAUAGGUACGUAUAUAGAAAUAAAAGAAACAAUGUUUAGCUUUUAGAGCUCAUUACAUCCAGUGUGUACUGCUGCAUUCCCCCGUGUGGACUAUGUUACUGCCUCUCACUUCACAGGGAGAACAGUAGCCGCUGCCCGAUUUGUCCCGGAGGCGCUUAUGAAAUCACUGCAACAGAAGGCCGAUGCUUUGUCCUGCCCAUCGACCCUGUGUGGACAGUAAUGACCGCACGUUUCCGGUUGCCUGCUGGCAGAUCCUACAAUGUCCGGGCGUCGGAGCUGGCACGAGACAGGCAGCAAGCAGAGGUGCUCUGUAGCAUACUUCUCCUGGAUAACACUCUUCAUACGUUCAAAGUUGAUAAGCACAAUCAAGGACAUGUCCUGCUGGAUAUAGUGUUCAAACACCUGGAGCUGACCGAGAGAGACUAUUUCGGGCUGCAGCUGGCGGACGACUCUUCCGACAGUCCGGGGUGGCUGGAUCCCAAUAAACCCAUUAGAAAGCAGUUAAAAAGGGGAUCUCCGCAUAAUUUACAUUUUAGAGUGAAAUUUUUUGUAAGUGACCCAAACAAACUCCAGGAAGAGUAUACGAGGUACCUGUAUUUUUUACAUCUGAAACAAGACAUACUCAGUGGAAGGCUGCCUUGUCCGCACAACACUGCCGCUCUCCUCGCCUCAUUUGCCGUACAGUCUGAGCUGGGGGACUACAGCCACGUGGAGCACGUGCCAGGCUACCUGUUCGAGUACUGCUUCAUUCCCAACCCACCACAGGACUUUGAGAAGGAGGUUGCCAAGCACCAUCAGCAGCACAUCGGACUAACUCCAGCCCAGUCAGAGUUCAACUACCUUAACACCGCAAGGACGUUAGAGCUCUAUGGAGUCGAACUGCACUAUGCAAGGGAUCAAAGCAACACAGAGAUUUUAAUUGGGGUAAUGUCAGCAGGGAUCGUUGUUUACAAGAACAGGAUACGAAUCAACUGCUUUCUGUGGUUGAAGAUUGUAAAAAUAUCUUUUAAAUGUAAACAGUUUUUUAUUCAACUCAGAAGAGAAAUGCAUGAGAGCUGCGACACACUGCUGGGGUUCAACAUGGUCAGCUAUCGUGCUUGUAAGAACCUGUGGAAGGCCUGCGUGGAACACCACACGUUUUUCCGUUUGGAUCGGCCCAUGUCCCCGCAGAAGAACUUUUUCACACAGUAUUUCACCCUGGGCUCCAAGUUCCGCUACUGCGGGCGGACGGAGGUACAGUCUGUACAGUAUGGGAAGGAGAAGGCGAUCAAGGACCGAGUAUUUGCCAGAUCCCCCAGUAAACCAAUGGCCAGGAAGCUGAUGAGCAGUAUGGACUGGGAAACGGUGAGCAGGAACUCGCUGUCAGAGGAGCGGCUGGAGACCCAGAGCCUGCCCACACGAUCCCCACCUGGGACACCCAACAACAGGAACUCCAUGUUUACACAAAAAGGGAGCCGCCCACGGCCAUGUUCUGUCGGUCACCUGGUGGACCACAUGGUCCAGGCCUCGCCAGGAGAGGUUUUCUCCAACCACAAGUCAGCCUCGUCCACCCAGGCCAACAGCAUCAGUCUGGACUCCUCUCCAUCUCCCGAAUCGACCCUUGAUGGGCAGCCCCCAGCCCUCCCACCCAAGCUGUCCAAGAAGAGCUUGUACUCCCAGAUGUCUCUGUCCCAGUCACAACAGGACAUGGAUUACUGUGGUGGUGAGAUGUAUGAUGUCCAUGUGGUGCCUGACAAGUCCAUGGUGAAUGGAGCAGUCCCGCACGAUAACCUCGUCUUGAUUAAAAUUAGGCCAGAUGAAAAUGGGCGAUUUGGGUUCAACGUGAAGGGUGGUUCAGAUCAGAAGAUGCCCGUAAUAGUGUCUCGAGUGGCGCCUGGCACACCGGCUGACAUGUGUAUGCCCCGUUUGAACGAGGGUGACCAGGUUAUGCUGAUUAAUGGACGGGACAUCUCAGAGCACACACAUGACCAGGUAGUCAUGUUCAUCAAGGCCAGCUGCGAGAGCCACUCUGGGGAGCUUGUCCUGCUAGUGCGUCCUAAUGCCAUCUACGAUGUGGUGGAAGAAAAGUUGGAGGCAGAACCAGACUUCCAGUACAUCCCCGAGAUGUCGCUGCUGGACUCAAGUCAGCUGGACGGGGACGCUUGGAGGGACUCUAUGCAACAGCUGAAGGAGGGCCUGAGGAGUGGCGCCAUACUCACCCAGUUUGAUCAACUGUACCGCAAGAGACCUGGAAUGACUAUGGUGUGUGCCAAAUUACCUCAGAAUAUUUCCAAAAACAGAUACAGAGACAUCUCACCUUAUGAUGCGACACGGGUUAUUCUCAAAGGCCUGGAUGACUAUAUCAAUGCAAAUUAUAUCAAUAUGGAGAUACCUACUUCUGGGCUCAUUAACCGCUACAUUGCUUGCCAGGGACCACUGCCCAACACGUGUCUGGAUUUCUGGCAGAUGACUUGGGAGCAGGGCUCCUCCAUGGUAGUCAUGCUUACUACCCAGGUGGAACGUGGUCGGGUGAAGUGUCAUCAGUACUGGCCAAACCCAUCUAGCAGUGCCACCUAUGGCACCUUUCGGGUGGCAUGUCUCACUGAAGAAGGGAACUCUGCCUUCUUUGUCCGUGAAAUGACUCUAACCAACCUCGAGAGCAACAAGAGCCGGCAGCUGACCCAGAUCCAGUAUGUGGCGUGGCCUGACCAUGGCGUACCUGAUGACUCCACUGACUUCCUGGAUUUUGUGAGCCUGUUGCGGAGCAAGAGGACCAGCAAGGAUGAGCCUGUGGUGGUCCACUGUAGCGCAGGGAUUGGCCGGACCGGAGUACUUAUCACCAUGGAAACAGCGAUGUGCUUGAUUGAAUGCAGUCAGCCUGUUUAUCCACUAGACAUCGUGAGAACAAUGAGGGAUCAGAGGGCAAUGAUGAUUCAGACCCCUAGCCAAUACAGGUUUGUCUGUGAGGCCAUUCUGAAGGUGUAUGAGGAGGGGCUGCUCAAGUCUACACACCAGGAGUGAAGCAGGAAAGGGGUUAGGCUUGAUGUUGACAGAGCUCCCCUGGAAGGUGGGCUGGCCUUCAAACUUUGAGCCCCAGGCACCCUGAUGGCAUGUUCUCCACCACAACCGGCUCAGAACUUCUCAAGGAGACCACAACAAAUGGAGGGAGCCUUUGCACUGGAUCUUCAGAGAAAACUUUGCACUGUUGCACUUUAUUUUGAAAUAAAAAACAAAAAUCAUAGUAUGGUCAGUAGUACAGGAGACAAGUGUCAGGGUAAACAAAAACACAGUAAGGAAGGAGAUUGCUUUGUAGUGCAAUAAGUUAAGGGGCAGACUCAUGGGACUACAAUUACUAAUUAUGACUAGUUGUCCCUCUUUUGCCAACCCUAAGUCCACCAGAUCUAUUUUUUAAGUCAGAAUCUAUAAAAUAAGCAGUUUUCUGUCGGAAGGUAUUUAGGUUUUCAUGACAUGUGAAGCCCAGAUUACCAACCAACUGGGGGCUAUGGCCACUGAGCUGAAGGUGACGCUACUUGCUAGUAGCGAAUCUACUGAUUUAUUUUGUUAAAAUACAGUAGUGGAAAUGGGGGUAAGCACUUUACCUUGUUCCAGUUAUUACCCAUCAUGUGUUUUAAGAUGGUUUUUAAAGCAAAGUACUGGUAAAUCUAGAUGCCUAAUUUAUGAAUUUGUAGAUUUUUUUUCUAUAUUUAAGUUUUUUCCUCUUUUAGAAGAAUUGUACUUUUUUUAAUAGCAUACAAUAGAAAGUUGAAUGAAACUUGUAUUUCUUUCACAAAAAGUUUUAUGUGUUGAUUACUGGGUUUAAGUUCAGAUUAUAGAAUAGUUUUAUACAUUAUUAGGAUGUCCCUUUCAACCAUACUACACCAGAAGUACACUGAAGUUUUAAUACAGUAACAUUAUGUUAUUGAUUUUUGGAGUGGGCUCUGACAAAGGAGGAGUGAAUUAUUUAUUUCCCAUCCUGCUGAAUAUUUGGCCAACAUACUGAGCUUUAGAUUUCUGUGCUGUGAGCACAGAGCAUGGUUCCGCUGUAACUGUAUCCCUGUCCCCUAAGCACCAGGUUCCUACCCAUUAGCCGUUGCUCAACCAAGAUGCAGUAUUUUAAGGACGUGCUCCCAUAUUAGUUGCAUACCAUACCCUCUGUGAAAACAGUUCUUCAAACAGCUAAGAGGUGACUCUAUAUCAGAGGACUGGCUUCUACAGGACCAACAGUAUUCUUCAUCUUGGAUGUUCAGCAACCUGCUGUGUUUAAUUAGCUGAGUGUUGGGAGAGCAAAGGCUAUAUAUUUGCUAUGGGAUUUUGUAUUUAAGGAAAAAAAGACCUUUUGUAAUCAACACAUUUCUUCAUGGGAAUGGACAGCACUUUGCAGCUAGCUGUGUGGCCUUCACUGCCUCUCAUGUUGUCAUGGGGAGAAAUACAAGGACAUUUUACUUAACGCUACUAUUUGUUAAAAAAAGGGCAACUAGAGGGAAGAAUUUGAAUGACACAGUGCCACUUAUUUUUCUGUAAAUUAAGUAAUGUAAAUACAAUGUUGUAUAGUAAGAAGAAAUCUUUAAAAU
Scleropages formosus (Asian bonytongue) is the source of this 5721-nucleotide messenger RNA. Its product is annotated as tyrosine-protein phosphatase non-receptor type 4-like. The transcript has 29 exons. Bases 1391 to 4171 code for a protein of 926 amino acids. Gene Ontology annotation, cellular component: cytoskeleton; cytoplasmic side of plasma membrane; cytoplasm. The record is from RefSeq and is a predicted model, not a curated record. Gene Ontology annotation, biological process: protein dephosphorylation. Gene Ontology annotation, molecular function: cytoskeletal protein binding; protein tyrosine phosphatase activity. NCBI's taxonomy places the organism in Eukaryota, Metazoa, Chordata, Actinopteri, Osteoglossiformes, Osteoglossidae.